This is a messenger RNA of Pelmatolapia mariae (spotted tilapia), 3227 nucleotides long. RefSeq lists its product as uncharacterized. NCBI's taxonomy places the organism in Eukaryota, Metazoa, Chordata, Actinopteri, Cichliformes, Cichlidae. The transcript is spliced from 6 exons. The coding region runs from base 1 to 993 and encodes 330 amino acids. The record is from RefSeq and is a predicted model, not a curated record.
AUGACUCGUGGUGUAGUCCUGCUUGCGCUGUUUUUGCUCUAUAUUAUAGAAUUACAGGGGCUCAAGCAUGUGUAUCGGCUGCAUGGACAGGACUUACUCUUGGAUGUAAAUAAACCUCAACUUGACCCAAAGACAGAUUUUCACUGGAAGUUUAAUUCCACAUACUAUGUUGGUAAAAUCAGUUAUGGAAAAGAUCCAAUAUUGGAUGACAACUAUGAAAGAAGGGCUAAGCUCUAUAUACAAAAUUACUCUUUGCUAUUAAUGAAUAUACAACGAAACGACAGUGGAGAUUAUAUUGCAAUUGUAGUUAAAGGAACAGAGAAAAGAAUAGCUGAAUACAAGGUCAUUGUUCAAGAUCCAGUGACUCCUGCUGAGCUGACAGUGCAAGCUGUGUCCAAGAGCUCAGACUCCUGUAACCUCACUGUGACCUGCAGCACAGUGGACUUUAACAUCAGCAGCAGUUUUAGAUGUGAUGGCAAAAACUGCUCUCAGGCAGAGGAAAAGGAUUUGAAUGCCACAAAAAUGUUUUCCUCUCUAAUUGUUUACCUGCAGCAAGACACCAUUUACUGUAAUCACAGCAACAAAGUGAGCUGGAAUCAGACCAUGAAGGUGCUCAAAUCUUACUGUGAAACAAAGACAGUUGCCAGUUUAGCCACCAUAAUUACAGCUUCAGUGUGUGUUUCCUUGUUGACUGUCUUCAUUACCUUUGGAACAUGGAAACUCCUAAAAUAUAAAGGUAGAAGAGGGAACCAGGAAAAUACUAUAUAUGCAGUUCCUGAGGAGAUCACGCCAGGCCAGACUCAAAAUCAGACUCCCUCACGACAUGAAUCAUGUAAUUCUCCAACAUCUACUUAUGCUUUGGUGGCGUUUCAUACUGGACAAAAAUCUGAAAACAUCCCUCAGCCAGAGACGGUGUAUGCUCAGGUUGACAGAGCUGCAAAGCCCAAUUCUACAGUUCAACAACAAACACCCAGACCUGAAGAAAACCAAUAACUGUAUUUAUAAUGAUCAACAGUGUUGCCUGAUCAUAUGUGUAAAAUGUGGAUGUUCAUGUUACUGUGAUCAAGAGAGAAACAUGUUAAUCAGAAGGGAAAUGAGUCUGUUCACUCACAUGUAGCUCAGUUUAGACACGAGAGGCUGGUUGCUGAGUGAUAUUGUGGUCUAACUUAAAGGUAGCUGGAUAUUUCUCUUAAUUUGAAUUAGCAGAGAAAGUUGGCCCUGUUUUUAUUCUUUAAAAGUCUUGUUUUUGAGAAAAUUAAAUGGUCACAGAGUUUACAGACAUACCAACAGAGAAGGUAGAGUCAGCUGAGAACCAAUGAGUCUAUGCACAUACAGGCUAUUUUGCAAUAUCUACAAUAUUUAGUGUGCACUGUUGUUACAUUAAUAACAUUAAAUUCAAUUUGUAACAGAAAUCUAAUGCAGUUCUCUUUAACUUUAAAAAUGCUGUAAGAUGAACCAGUCUUGAAAAUGUGAAACUAUCUAUAACUGGGUAAAAAUGGCAGAGUUCUCAAAGAGGAGGAGAAUACAUGAACAGUACAUGUAAGUCUUAAAAAAUGAGAUGCCAAUUUAUAAGGAUGCAUUUAAACUUGAAACUAUUCAAAGGCAGAUAAGGUAACAUCCCUUUUAUCACACUGAGCUGCACACGUAAUCAUACAGAUAAAUACACUAAUAAAUUAGUCUAUUUGGAAUAAAUUACCAAUGGCCAUUUUUCCAGACUUAUAAAAAAUGUCAUGUGGUUGUGAAAAAAGAGUAACCGUACGUGUAUAGUCUGUAUGGGCUUUUUUGCAGUUGUGGCAGUGAUGGAGAAAACAGUAAAGCAAUUUUUUCUUUAUUUUUUAUUUGUCUAGUCAGACUGACUGCUGUAAUGAUGUGUUUUCUUUGUAGAGGUUGAAACAAUAAAGAGAUGAACAUCAAGCCAGUUUGAGAGACUUUAAUACAUGUAUGUGGGUGCCUCUAGCAUGCAAAAAGGAAGAACAACAUGACACUUUUAACUACAGUAUAUAGUGGCUUGCAAAAGUAUUCGGCCCCCUUGAACUUUUCCACAUUUUGUCACAUUACAGCCACAAACAUGAAUCAAUUUUAUUGGAAUUCUACGUGAAAGACCAAUACAAAGUGGUGUACACGUGAGAAGUGGAACGAAAAUCAUACAUGAUUCCAAACAUAUUUUACCAAUAAAUAACUGCAAAGUGGGGUGUGCGUAAUUAUUCAGCCCUCUUUGGUCUGAGUGCAGUCAGUUGCCCAUAGACAUUGCCUGAUGAGUGCUAAUGACUAAAUAGAGUGCGCCUGUGUGUAAUCUAAUGUCAGUACAAAUACAGCUGCUCUGUGACGACCUCAGAAGCCACUGUAUAUAGUGUCCAUCCCCUUUGUCCAUACAUAUCCGGGAGAUCGUGGCACCUGUAUGAUAACUCAUAUCUCCUAAAGGUCACUGAUCACAUGCUUCCCACUUAUCUUUGGAUGUCUGUAAAUGCACCUGAAAGUAUAUGUCACAUGAACCACAUGAAACCAGAUGCAUCUAACACUAAUUAUGAGUGCAUAGGUAGGUGUGUGUGUGUGUGUGUGUGUACACUUCUCAGUUUCAAUUGGAUUCAGUUGUUUCUUCACAGAUGUGAGACAAGCCUCUGUGUUCUUUUUGAUCAGCUGUGGGUUUCUCCUUGAACUCUCCCAUGGAUGCCACUUUUUCUCAGUCUCUUUGUUUUGUUGAAUCAUGAACUCUGGCCUUUACUGAGACAUGUGAAGCUUGGAGAUCUUUAAUGUUGUUCUGGGUUCUUUUGUGACCUCUUUGGUGUGCUCUUGGAGUAAUAUUGGUUGGCUGGUCACUCCUGGGAACAUUCAGCUCUGUUCCAGGUCUUCUCCAGUUGUGCAUAAUGGCUUGAAGAUAUGCGUAGCUUAUUUGACAGUUUAGAAAUGUGUUAGGUAGGAUGUAGAAUUAUUGUAGAGACACUGACACUGCCCUUGAUGUAAUAAAGGCCUGAGUGUGUCAUAAACAUAGGAGUAGAUUUCUAGGAGACCCUCCCCCACUUCAGCUGUGAAAGUAAGACAAAGAGAAGUUGAUGCUGAGUGGAAAUUCCCCAGGGGAUACCUGAGUGGGGGUCUCAGUGUUUCUUCUGCCCUCAGCUGAAUGUCCCUAUCCAGCUUAUGCAGAGAGCUAAACAUUAACUGGCUUCAGUAAACACUCAGGAAACCGUGUGGCAUUCUUCAGAGCUUUACUGAUCCAUAUUUUUCAUUUU